AUUUUCUUACUGGACAAAUAACGAAUUAAAAGUUUUUUAUUUAUUAUUCAUUAUUCAAAAUUUAUAUUUAGAUAAGACUUUUGCCAAUUUCUGGCCUUGAAUUUUCGAGAUGGAUCGAAACUUGGAACACUAAUUGUUAAUUGUUUGUAAUUGUUUGUAUAUUUAUACGCAUAAUGGUAUCGCCCGCAGGGAUUAUUGAUUUUUAAACAGCCCGCAUCGGAAGUUGAAUUUACUAAAUUUUAAUUACAUACUUUUAUCUCCGAUACGAUGUCUAUAGAUUACAAAAAUUAUGAUAGACAAAUAUACAUUACGAUUUUUUUUAUUACGAAGAGUAUUUUGACUUGUCGCGUGAUAUUAAGCUUUAUUGGGUUUACAGUAACCAAUCUCGUAUACAAUUAUAACGAUUGGCAUGUAAAUGUUGAGAUAUUAAUUGGCACUCACUUUUUUGUUUCAUUUCUUUCUCUCUGUGUUAUUUAUCGAGAAAAGCUCUUUGGUUUGAUUUUAUGCAAAACAUAACCAUUUUUAAGUUAGGACGAAUUAAACGUGACAAUUUCAUAGUGCAAAAUAACAAUAAUAUACAAAUGAAUAGAAUGGUAUAGAAAAUAAAGAGAGAAGAAAUAGAUGUUUUCGCACGAUUGGUUAUGAAUGACUUUCAAUUUUCAAGUGACUUUUCCAUAUAUCUACAUUGUACGUGUAAACAAAUAACAAAAGUGACAGUGAUUAACCUAUAUUGAUUGAUAUUUUGAAAUUACAACUUUCCGAUUAAUUGUGAAUGACAUGAUAUCUCAUGACGAAACAAAGGUCGAAAUAGUACCGAUAAAUGGAGGACGAAUUGAAGGAAAAGAGGAAACUGUUAUAUUUAUUGAACAGUUUGUAAAAGAUGUAUGCGACUUCAGUUCCCAGUAUGGAAGUAAUAUCAGUAUUUCUUAUACUGCCUACAAUAUUGCUGGGAAUCCCAGUAAAUUUCCGGACUAUGGAGAUUUUCCACAAGCUUUUGUUAUGAGAACAUAUGGACAAUGGUGGAACAAAGCACCUUCAAGACUGAUAGACUAUAUGCCACAAAAUAAUGAAGAUGUUAUAAGCCAGGAUUAUAUAGAUUUAGAAUAUUAUCAAGAAGUUUAUCCAAUUAGAGUAUCAAUAUAUGAAACUUAUAAUCCUGGAAGCGUAGUUGGUAUUUGGGCACAAAAUUCUGAGGGAAAAUGGUUUCAAUUAUGGAGUGGAUUUCCUCAGAUUGUACCACAUAAGCCAAGGAUAUUUUCACCACGUUUGCAGCUAUGUAAUUUUAAAACGAAAAUGAUAAGACUGGAAUUUAAUCAUAACUUAUUAGACUAUUAUACAGAGUUAGAUGCUGUGUUGCUCAUUGGAACAUCUAAAUUGAUUGUGCCUAACAAUAAUUUACAUAAUCAAAAUUUAAAUGAUCUUUCACAACAAUUGGGCUACCUUGAACAUAGUAGUGAUGAUAUUUACAAUCUAACACCGGAUUAUUUGAAGGCAAAUCAGGACUUGAUAAUUCUUAAGAAGACACUUCCUAAGCACUGUAAAGUUUUUAAGAGCAAGAUAAUAGAUGAUAUUUCCAAAGGCAAGUUAAUAUCUAAAAUAGGUCAACACUAUCAGUCAGUUCCUCCCAUAGAAGAAGCAUUUAAUAGUUUACAACAAUUUUUACAAGAAGACUUUCCAAAACUUAUCAGGGAUAUUCAUUAUUCAACAUCAAAUGCAUUAAGUGAAGCGAAUAACUCUCCCGAGGAUAGGACUUUAAUAUCUUCAACUGAUUCUGAAAAUCAACCAUGUGGCAGUUUUUCUGCACUACCAGAUGAAACAGUGCUAAAAAUUUUAAAAUAUUUAGAUUUAAGAUCGUUAUGUAGUUUAUGCACAGUAAACAGACAUUUUAAUAAUAUUGCAAGAGACGCUUUGUUGUAUACAAGUCUUAAUUUAAAACCUUAUUGGUACUGUUUGGACACAUCAGCAUUAAAUUGUUUAGCACCUAGGUGUCAAUAUUUACAACGAUUAGAUCUUUCAUGGUGUGGAAAUUAUAAUAUGAUUAAACAUCAAGAUUUUAUAUAUUUUAUUUGCACAUCUGGAUCUCUUUUGACACAUUUAAGAUUAAAUUGUUGUCAGUUUGUUAAUGAUGUGAUUAUCCUUGAGAUUUCAAAAGUUUGUAAGAAAUUAAAAGAAUUGUGUUUACGCAACUGUCUGGGAGUAACGAAUGAAGGGUUUUCAAAACUUAAAAAUUUGGAAUUGCUAGAGCGCUUAGAACUUUACAGAACAAAUAUUGAAACUGCUACAUUAUGUUCUAUAUUAAAGACAAACCCUAAAAUGCGGCAUUUGAAUUUAGCAGGAAUGCAUGAUCGUUUAAAUAUAGACGAGGUAGCAAUCAAAUUAGGAAAUUCUUGUCCAUAUUUAGAAAGUGUAGAUUUUUGGAAAGCUCAAACAUUAACUCCACAUGGAGUUAGAGCCUUGUCACGUUGUACUAAUCUUCGAGAAGUGGAUUUUGGAUGGUGUGGUGGACUGGGUGCUCCUGGCAAUUCCUUAAGAGCAUUACUAUCUUCCUGUCGAUACCUGGAGAAAGUAUUUUUAGCAGCUCUUAGAGGGUUAACAGAUUAUGACUUGGAACCUCUUUUAUAUUGUCCACGAUUGCAACAAUUGGAUUUAAUGGGGGCUCGUUCUCUUACUCCUGCUAUAUAUUACGGAUGUCUAUUAUUUUGCCCAAAGUUAGAAAUGAUUGACCUUAGUUUCUGUGAAGGUAUUAGUGAUUUUAUACAAGGGUGGCGUCAACAGUAUCCGCAUGUCUCUAUUAAAAGAAGUUGUCAAGUAAUCAGCUCUGAUAUGCUAUGAGCAUAAUUUCAGAGUAUUUAUUACAUUAAGUUCUAUUAUUAUCGAUGGCAUUAACGUUUGAGUACCGAUCAAUUUCUGUAGUACUAUCAUUAAAAUAGUUCUUGGCUAUUACGAUAUUGUGAGACUGGAAUGAAAUUACAUACAGUUACAGCAAGUCUUCAAUUUACAUAGCUAAUUACUUUCGAAACUUUCCGCUCAAGUCGAAUUAUAUAAAUACAAUUAUUGGACUAAGAUGACUAAAGAGAAGCGAACGAGUCAAGUGAUUUUUUUAACUUUAAUUAAUUAAAGUUAAAGAAUGCUUCUUUAUCAAAUAUAUAUGAGAACAUGAAUACUGUGUAUUUGCGAAUCCGCGUAAAUCAAGGGCUUGCUGUAUGUGUAAAACAUAGGUGAUAUAAUGACAUAUAUAUUUGUACUCUUAUUUUAUUUAAAAAGGUAAAUAAUAUAUUUUUGAAUUUGCAAUUUGAUAGUACUUGUAUGUUACUUAUGUAAUAAAUGUAUUGUAUAGUAGAUUAUAAGAAACUUUUUAUACAUGUAAAUAUAUUUUCAUUAAAAAAACAUAUUGAAAUAUACAGAUUAAAUUAAUUGUACUUUAUUAAAUAGUAAAAUAAACUAUAGGACAUUAGCAACAUUUCAUGCAGCAUCAACAUUUGGAUCUUUC
This is a messenger RNA of Hylaeus anthracinus, 3490 nucleotides long. It is a transcript of the gene Fbxl4, whose product is annotated as F-box/LRR-repeat protein 4. Gene Ontology annotation, cellular component: SCF ubiquitin ligase complex. The record is from RefSeq and is a predicted model, not a curated record. Gene Ontology annotation, molecular function: protein binding. The coding region runs from base 778 to 2832 and encodes 684 amino acids. NCBI's taxonomy places the organism in Eukaryota, Metazoa, Arthropoda, Insecta, Hymenoptera, Colletidae. The transcript is spliced from 8 exons. Gene Ontology annotation, biological process: SCF-dependent proteasomal ubiquitin-dependent protein catabolic process.